AUGUCUACAUCUCUGACUAUAGAGCAUGCCCGAAAAGGGCCGAGCAAAUCUAGAAGACGGAAGAAAAGAAGAACUGAAGAUAUCUCAUCCUCUUCCUCAUCGUCCUCAUCUGAAGAUGAGGAAGAAAUACAACCCAACUCCGAUAGCCCCAAUGAAGUUAAAACUCCCCAAUCGGACCUCAAGCCACGUGCCGACCCCGAUAUCGCUGCAUUGGACGAACUUCAAACCGCCAUUCAAGCCCGUUUGAAACAGGUACCCUUCACUGACCAAAACGCCAAAGCCUCUAGAACAGACCCAACCAUCCAGGCGCAGGAGGAUCUAGUCACAAAGCAUUCCAAAGAACGUGACGAGCUUGAUAAGAAGUUUUUGCAACUCAUGGCCCAGCGGUUUGGUGAUGAUUUAGAUGAAGCUAGAAAAAAGCCCGAUUUUAAUGCCGACUCAUUGGUGAUAAUGGCACAAACCCUUCAAUCAGGAAGCAAUAUUUUUGAUAGUGAUGAGAUUCAUGAGUUGAUGCAUGAAGGUUCGAGCAGUGCCGGUGAUUAA
Messenger RNA from Yamadazyma tenuis ATCC 10573, 543 nucleotides. RefSeq lists its product as uncharacterized. NCBI's taxonomy places the organism in Eukaryota, Fungi, Ascomycota, Pichiomycetes, Serinales, Debaryomycetaceae. The record is from RefSeq and is a predicted model, not a curated record. Gene Ontology annotation, biological process: ribosomal large subunit assembly. Gene Ontology annotation, cellular component: preribosome, large subunit precursor.